CAUACUUGUUGAGCAUUCACAUUUGUUGCGUGGUCAGUAACGUGCCGAUAACCAAAGAGUCAAGUUCAUUUCUGUUUAUCGAAGUAUUUGGCUGUGAUUUUCAACGCAUAACCUUACGAGGUGCAACAUCAAAGUACAGCUAUUUAAUCCUGUGAAACAGCGCAAAAAAAAAAUCAAGAAAAAUGUCUGCCGUUGUACCAGCCACAUUUAAAUUGAUUAGUCUUCAGAAUCCAGUGUUUGCAUGCUAUGUAAAUUGGACGGUGCUUUUGUUAUUGAAAACGAUGUUUUUGUCGAUUUAUACGGCAUAUGUUCGUUUAAAAAAACAGACGUUUGCGAAUCCAGAAGAUGGACCAGAUGGCCGCCGAAAUGUUCGUUUCAAUGAUGAUGAUGUUGAGCGCGUACGACGUGCACAUCGCAACGACUUGGAAAACUUAUUUCCCGGCAUUAUCAUUGGAUUUUUGUAUGUGUUGGUCGAUCCACCGACGCUCAGUACCUGUGUUCUAUUCAGAGCGGCUGCCACGGCUAGAAUCAUCCAUACCUAUGUAUACGUAAAAGCAGUUCCACAACCAGCGCGUGUUCUUUGCUUUUCAACAUACUUCAUGUGCACGGUUUAUAUGGCUGUCGCGAUUCUAAUGCGUGUCAUGUAAAUUGCCAAAUUAUUUCAAAAUUUAGAAAAGAAACAUUGCUCACAUUCUAAAGCAUUCAUUGCAUUUAUGCCCGUCAAACACAAAAAUAUACCGUAAUUUUUUUAAAUCGCUAUUGUAAAAAAGUAGAAAAUGUAGGAAAUUGUGCCAAAUAAAAAUAUCGAAUAUAAGUAAA
Molecule: messenger RNA, 819 nt
Organism: Contarinia nasturtii (swede midge)
Lineage: Eukaryota; Metazoa; Arthropoda; Insecta; Diptera; Cecidomyiidae
Product: microsomal glutathione S-transferase 1-like
Exons: 3
Coding region: 183-647 (154 amino acids)
Cellular component (GO): membrane
Source: RefSeq, a predicted model, not a curated record